UGUAUGACAGAACACAACUAUAAUAGCUGCUGUGUAUACAUCUUGUCAUCUUUGGUAACAAAAAAAAACUUCAUUUUAAUUUAUUUAAUAUAAACAAUUGAUUGCUUAAUAAGUCGACGGAUAAAAUAAUAAAUUGAUAAGUAAUUAUAGAAGAGGAAAUUAUUUUUUAUUCAUCCAAUAAUUUAUCUCUUGCAUUGACAUCUAUUUACGGUAUUUAUUAACGAUGAAAACAAAGUAUCAAUUGUGUCAUAAUCGCAUAUAUUUAUAGAUAAGAAAUAUUGUUAUGGCAAAAUGAUACAUAGAACGUGAUAAUUAAUAAAUUAUAUUAGAAAAGAAAAUCCAACGGAACAAUGACACAUUCAAGCAGGAAACGUCUGAGGAGCAUGGAAGAUGAAAGCAGCGAGUUCACGCCAUUGAGCAAAAGGAUAAAUAACCUUCAUUUGAAUGGAUUUCCAGGUAUUCCAGAAAAUUACACUUCUUCGUCAAACGACUCGGAGCCGUCGACGAGUUCUUCGCCCGGAAACAAACAUCCAGUUCAAAAUAAUUUUGCAAGUGACUACAGACCCGAUCUUAAUGCCAAUGAUAAUCCGCAUUACUAUGAAAGUAACAAAUUGCUGUAUACUCUUAGCAUGGAGAGGAUGCACAGGAGAUCUAACUUUUAAUUAUAAUUUAUAAAUCAAUCAUUAUGUAUUUAUUCUAUGCAUUUUAUAAAUAAUAAUAAAUAUCGGUGAAUUA
Molecule: messenger RNA, 735 nt
Organism: Cotesia glomerata
Lineage: Eukaryota; Metazoa; Arthropoda; Insecta; Hymenoptera; Braconidae
Exons: 2
Coding region: 351-662 (103 amino acids)
Source: RefSeq, a predicted model, not a curated record